Molecule: messenger RNA, 2807 nt
Organism: Aethalodelphis obliquidens (Pacific white-sided dolphin)
Lineage: Eukaryota; Metazoa; Chordata; Mammalia; Artiodactyla; Delphinidae
Gene: NKIRAS2
Product: NFKB inhibitor interacting Ras like 2
Exons: 4
Coding region: 741-1316 (191 amino acids)
Biological process (GO): negative regulation of canonical NF-kappaB signal transduction; Ral protein signal transduction
Molecular function (GO): GTPase activity; GTPase activating protein binding; GTP binding
Source: RefSeq, a predicted model, not a curated record
UAUUUGGCUCCUUUCUACCAUCAGUAAUGAACCCAAAUACUUGUAGUUCCAGUAAAUGCCAUGACUCUUGCCGUAUUUCCUCCACCCUUUCCUCCCACACCCUUCAAACUUCAACACAGACCUGACCUCCUCUAGGAAGGUUCCUCGGAGAAUGUGAUGCCCACUGCCCCCAAGUUAAAUGCCCUUAGUUGUGCUCCCAUAGCACCUCUGUAAUAGUUCUUACCAUGCUGUACUGUAAUUAUUGGUUUAGAUGUCUAGCUCCUCUAGAUGGUGACGUUCUAAUGGGCGGCAACGGUGUCUAAUUCCUCCGCUUUUUCUCAGCACGUGGUCCUGUACCUGGCACAGAGUAGGAGCUCAGAAGACAUUGGAUGAAUAAAUGACUGAGUAAACAAAGUGUUACUGUAGUAGCCUUUAGAGAAAGAACAUAUGGGCAUCUGAGGCACCAAAACAGCCGGCCGGUCUAGGGAGCCUAGAACCCUGUGCUCUGGAGACCAUUCAGCCCAGGUCCCGGCCGUCAUUUCCCCGCCGGCCUCUGGAGGCGCUGUUCGGCUGGCGCCGGCUCUCCUCCGCCAAAAUAGGUCUUGCAGGAUGGAAGCUACGGGGCGGGGCCAGACGGAGCCCGGAAGGACCCGGAGGAAGAUCCGAGUGUUUGCGGCCGUGCUGCCCCACCCCUGGUCCCGGCGCGCGUAGAGGGGCCCGGCCGGGCUGCUGCUAGGGCCCCAGGAGGUUGAAAGCUAAGCAUGGGGAAGAGCUGCAAGGUGGUCGUGUGUGGCCAGGCUUCUGUGGGCAAAACUUCAAUUCUGGAGCAGCUUCUGUACGGAAACCACGUAGUGGGUUCUGAGAUGAUUGAGACGCAGGAGGACAUCUACGUGGGCUCCAUUGAGACUGACCGGGGGGUGCGGGAGCAGGUGCGUUUCUACGACACCCGGGGGCUCCGAGAUGGGGCUGAGUUGCCCCGGCACUGCUUCUCCUGCACUGACGGCUACGUCCUAGUCUACAGCACGGACAGCCGAGAGUCCUUUCAGCGCGUGGAGCUGCUCAAGAAGGAGAUUGACAAAUCCAAAGACAAGAAGGAGGUCACCAUCGUGGUCCUCGGCAACAAGUGUGACCUGCAGGAGCAGCGGCGUGUAGACCCGGAUGUGGCUCAGCACUGGGCCAAGUCAGAGAAGGUGAAGCUUUGGGAGGUGUCGGUGGCUGACCGCCGUUCACUGCUGGAGCCCUUCGUCUACCUGGCCAGCAGGAUGACCCAGCCCCAGAGCAAGUCUGCCUUCCCCCUCAGCCGCAAGAACAAGGGCAGCGGCUCCUUGGAUGGCUGAAGAGCUGCCUUGCCAGCUCUGGAAGAUGGGUUGAGGGGAAAGGGAGGGGGGGUUUUAGGCAAGCUGUCCUUCCCAGUCAAGGGGGGAGCUCCCCACUAGGCCAGGCAGCUGGGCUGUCCCAGGCUCAGGUCACUUUUGCUCCCUCCCAACUCUGGGAAAUGCAAAUAGUCUAGGUUAGCGGUCCCCAAGCCCCCCAGCCCCCAUCCUGCUGUAUCCUAACAGCAAUGGAAAGCCAUUGAUAGGAUUUAUGCCAGUGAAGUGACAUGAUCAGUUUUUGCUUUUAAGCAGGUCUAGAGUGGUUUUGGAUCACUGUCCCUUCUGCCGGCCCUGGACAGGAAGCAGAGCUGUGUGUGGAAGUGCCCAGUCUAGGGUCUGAUUCCUAUCGCAGGGGUCUUACACCUCUGGGUUUCCUGCCAAUCUCACACACACACACUCACACGCUUACGGCACCAGCCUGGAUUCUAGAGAAAGGGCAUCCAGGUGUCUUGUUUGUGUGUGUGUGUGUGUAGAUGUGCACACGUGUGUGUGCUGGUGUUCGGGGCGCCUCCUCAUCCAACACCCUGACCUCUCUCCUGUCUUCUCCUGGGCUGAGAGAAGCUAGCCUGCUGGGAGCAUAAUCUUCUGUUUCAACUCUUCCCCCAGCUGCCUGCUUCCCCUUCCUGCUCAGGGAGCAUUUUCUUGGUUGAGGUGGAAUGGAAUGCCGACUGGGCUGGGAGUCACCAGCUGGCUUUGUGGCCCUGCGAGGCCUUUCGCCUCUAGGGGCUUCAGUUUUCUCAGCUGUAAGGUGACGGCAGUUGCUUAGAUGAUCUAGAUCCUCUCCAGCCCUGUGGGUAUACUGCCCAUGGUUGGGCUGGCUGCACUGUUCCCUUAGCUUCUCCCGUUUCAAGGUGCUAUGCCUGUGGCCCUGGAGGCUGGGACACUGCUCCCCACCCCCCAACCACCAGGGGGCAGGAGUGCACUACCCACUCUAGUUGCCAGAGUGGCUGCCCAGUGCCCGAUCCGCGGACCUCACAGCCCUGGGGACUGGUCGUCACCCUUUCCUGUGGUUGUUUUCAGCUGAUAGCUGGACUUCUAUUUAUAGAUUACCUGUGUUUAUAUGCCUGCCGCCAUGGUGGAGGCUGGGCAAGGUGCUCGUCUAGCCCUCCCCUCUUACCUCAGAUGCCUGAACAGAGUAAAGCCGGCCAACAGCAGCUUCUCAGGAGCUGCCAGAUCUCUGGGGGCUCAGAAGGGUGGUUACGCUUCCAACACGCUGUAAAGUGAGCUGGUGACCCACAACUUCCCGUGCCCACUUCGUGCUUCUGAUGUACACACCUAGCAUAGGUGAAGACACUACAGCCAGGUGACCUUCAGUACACGCCCCUUCUCCCCAAGAUGGGAGAGGUGAGCAGGGUCAGGUGGCCCAGGCUGGGCGAGUUAGGGCGUGUACAGGCUUGGGCUUAAAUUGAUUUAUUGAUGCGUUGGACACAAUAAAACCACAACUGUUAUCAAAAA